Messenger RNA from Micromonas pusilla CCMP1545, 1941 nucleotides. RefSeq lists its product as uncharacterized. The coding region runs from base 1 to 1941 and encodes 646 amino acids. Lineage: Eukaryota; Viridiplantae; Chlorophyta; Mamiellophyceae; Mamiellales; Mamiellaceae. The transcript has a single exon. The record is from RefSeq and is a predicted model, not a curated record.
AUGGCGCUCACCCCCGGGUCGCACCACUCCCCCGGACUCGCGCCGCACUCGCCGUUCUCCCCGUUCGGUGGCGGCGGCGGCUCGCCGCGCGUGCGGCUGUGCAUCGCGCCCGAGCUCGCGAUCGACGCGUCCGCGGAUCGUAGGCGAAUGUUUCUCGUGCCGUCUCGUCUCGCGACCGACGCCGACGCCACCGUGCGCGCGCUCGCGGACGAGAUCUCCGCGCUGUGCGGCGGCGCGCGCGUGCGGCUGCGCGUGGGCGGGUACGCGCUCGAUCCGGACACGUCGAUCGCGGUCGUGAGGGACGGGGACGAGAUCCACGUCGCGCGCGCGGGCGGCGACGGCGGCGGCGGCGACGCGCGCGAUCGCGACGACCUCGCGACGACGACGACGACGACGACGACGACGACGACGCCUGGCGGCGCGGCGUGGAAGAGGAAGGGCGCCGUCGGGGAAGCGAACGAUCGCGCGGACGUCGUGAAGCGCGUGCGGUUCGCGAGCGAGCCCGCCGCGGCCGCCGCCGCCCCCGCCGUCGCGCGCGACGGCGUCCCUCGCGCGGCCGCGUCCGUCGAGCGCGGGAACGGGAUCGCGAUCGGCGACGACGCUGACGCGGACGCGCAUCAGAGAGAGAGGGACGAGAGCGCCGCGUCCUCGAGGAGCCGGAGCGCGCGACGAAAGGCGCUGAAGCGCGCGAAGGCGCGGCACGAGAAGUACGGCACGCCGAUCCCUAGCGUCGCGGCGAUCGCGAGCGGCGCGAAGACGACGACGGCGACGGCGACGACGGCGACGACGACGACGACGACGACGACGACGGCGACGGCGAGGAUCGACGCCGCGCCGAGCGCGUUGGAUCCCAACGGCGACCUCGUGCGGAACGGCGGGUCGCUGCGGACGUGGAGCGAGCGGCAGUGGGUCCCGCACCCGAACGACGCGCAGCUUCAGGUGGCGGACGACGCGCGCGCGGAGGAGGAGCGGCGAAGGAGGAGCGGCGGAGGCGCGGCGAAGCGAACGUUCGGCGGCGGCGGCGGCGGCGGCGCGGCGUCGUCGUCGUCGUCGUCGUCGUCGUCGUCGUCUUCCUCCUCCUCCUCGUCGUCGGACGAUAGCGACUCGGAUGAUUCCGACGACGAAUCGGACUCCGCGAUGGCGGGCAUGCCGACGCGCGGGUUCCACGUCGUGGACUACCCCCGCGGGCGCGGCGGCGGCGCGCCGACGACCGCGCCGCCGCCCGCGGCGGCGACGCGCGACGACUACCUCGCGCUCGUCGUCCACGACGCCGCCGCGUACCCGUCGCACGCGCCGCCGUACGCGCGUAACUACAAAUCCGACGGCGUCGUCCCGAGCGUCGGCGACGUCCUGCUGUACCGCGUCGACGACGGCGGCGGCGCGCCGUCCGCGGAGACGUACCAGGGGAUCGUGGAGGCGGUUGCGCCGGAUUUCGGCGGCGACGGCGGCGGCGGCGUGCGGCUGGCGGCGACCAUCGCGCCGCACCCGCCGGAGAGGAAGAUGCGAGGGUUGACGCUGGCGGCGGCGGCGGCGGCGAGACGAGCGAUGCGCGGGGAGGAGGAAGCGGACGGGGAGGGCGUCGUCCCGGCGCCGUUCGAAGAGGACGCGACGGUCACGCUGGGGGUGAGCGAUAUCUUCGAUCACGUCGUCGUCGGGACGGGGACGGGGACGGGGGGGGAGGGUGCCGACGGGGAGGGUGCCGACUCGGGUGUCGACGCGAGCGCCCCGCCCCCCGCGUCGCCUCCUGAUUCUCCCUCCCCCGCGCGCGUCGCGAAGCGGAAGGACCCCGAGCCCGAGCCCGAGCCCGAGCCGGUCGCGCCGCCGGUCGCGCCGGUCGCGCCGCCGCGGCGACCGGGCGCGCCCCCGACGGGCGUCGCGCUGGCGGCGGCGUGGGCGCGAUCGACGACCGCGAUGCGCGCGUUACGCUCGCGACGAACUUAG